AUGAGAAUGAGAAGAUGUCCACCCAAGAGUGAGAGCAGUGGCGGACCUGUGCAGGCGCAAGAAGGUGCAGAUGCACCUCCGGUGGCCGGAAAACUCCAUUACAGCUGUUGGAGUUGCACCUCUGCUGGACACACACAACCUUUAGUAUGCAUGGAUGGGACUGUAGGUUGCUUUCUUUGA
This is a messenger RNA of Prunus armeniaca (apricot), 180 nucleotides long. NCBI's taxonomy places the organism in Eukaryota, Viridiplantae, Streptophyta, Magnoliopsida, Rosales, Rosaceae. The record is from the annotation of a GenBank genome assembly.